Messenger RNA from Amaranthus tricolor (Joseph's coat), 1540 nucleotides. Its product is annotated as ATP-dependent Clp protease proteolytic subunit-related protein 4, chloroplastic. Gene Ontology annotation, biological process: protein quality control for misfolded or incompletely synthesized proteins. Bases 168 to 1070 code for a protein of 300 amino acids. Gene Ontology annotation, cellular component: endopeptidase Clp complex. NCBI's taxonomy places the organism in Eukaryota, Viridiplantae, Streptophyta, Magnoliopsida, Caryophyllales, Amaranthaceae. The transcript has 8 exons. Gene Ontology annotation, molecular function: ATP-dependent peptidase activity; ATPase binding; serine-type endopeptidase activity. The record is from RefSeq and is a predicted model, not a curated record.
CCAUAACUCCACCGCAAUCCCAUUUUGUACGGACCUAGUCUUUCUCCGGUUUCGGUGGGUCGGAUUCUCCUUCUCCUAUCUUAUUCAUUCUACUUCCAUUCUCAAGUUUUUCAACACUACAUUCCAUUUCAUCCCGAGUAAGAGUAAGCUCUCACGUCUGCUCAACAAUGACUGCAACAAUGGCGUCUUCUUCGUUCCUCACCACACGAAUACGCUCUUCUUCUCCUUCACUUCACUCCAAGUCAAAUAGGAAUAUCUCGCCCUGUGCAUUCUCCUCUUCUUCUCGCGCAUCUCUUUCCACUAAUUUUCUAUCUCCAUUCAUUGGUGGAAGCGUUAAUAGCGACUUCUCCGGACAUAAAAUCCGACCUCUUUCUAUUUCCUCGUCUACUUCUCGUCCUAUACGCGGCGUUGUCACUAUGGUCAUACCUUUUUCUAGAGGAAGUGCUUGGGAGCAACCACCACCAGAUUUGGCUUCUUACUUGUACAAGAAUCGUAUAGUUUAUUUGGGCAUGUCUCUUGUACCUUCUGUUACUGAGCUUAUACUUGCAGAAUUUCUUUAUCUUCAAUAUGAGGAUGAGGAGAAACCAAUUUAUCUUUACGUAAACUCUACUGGCACAACAAAGGGUGGUGAGAAGUUGGGUUAUGAAACAGAGGCGUUUGCAAUAUAUGAUGUUAUGAGGUAUGUCAAGCCUCCUAUUUUUACUCUCUGCGUUGGUAAUGCCUGGGGAGAGGCAGCCUUGCUUUUGGCUGCUGGUGCAAAGGGAAAUCGUGCAGCUCUGCCAUCUUCUACUAUUAUGAUGAAACAGCCAAUUGCUAGGUUUCAAGGCCAAGCAACUGAUGUUGAGCUUGCUAGGAAGGAAGUCACGAAUGUAAAGGCAGAAUUGGUCAAACUGUUUUCAAGACACAUUGGUAAGCCUCCCGAAGUGAUUGAAGCUGACAUCCGACGCCCAAAAUAUUUCAGCCCUAGUGAAGCUGUUGAAUAUGGGAUCAUUGAUAAGGUUCUCUACAACGAAAAGAGCCCAGAGGACAAGGGAGUUGUAGCAGACUUGAAGAAAGCGCAGUUUAUUUAAAUUUGUGGAAAACCUAUAAUAGGUGGACAUGACGAAUUCAGGCACCCCCGUAGGAGCUUGUUUCUACUAUCAAGUUUCAGCUAUUCGUGGGAAGACAUGAAUCCUUUUAUGUAGUCUCUGAUCAUAAUGAAGCGGACCGGAGCAUCUAUACAGGAUUUCAAUGACUUGAUAACAAAAGCGGUAUGUUCAAACAGUGACUGGGUAUAAUCGUGUAAUAUGUACUUCUGAAAAGGAAGUUGCUGCCUAGAUCAUGUAUAUUUUCUGUUGCAGGUUAAAUCUAAUAGGUGAAUGAAGAUAAUCCCUUUACUAAAUUGGAUAUUGUGAUAAAUUUUGAUUCAUUGAUCUUCUUCUUGCACAUGACCAUUGGAUAUGAUACUAUUGCUUUUGUACAUGUAUACAACAUCCAUGCGAUUUUUUAGUCGCAUCUAAAUGUGACAAUCAAAUCUCAAUGAACGGAGCUUCACAUAAAA